AUGAGUGACAAGUCCCGGGCCCCGGUAGAGACUGCUGAUGCCAGGGGCGGCGGCAGCGUCAAGCCGCUGGUGGGAUUCCUGGGCCCUCAGGCCUCGUACACGCACCAGGCUUCAUUGCAGGCUUUCCCCGAAGAUCAGUGGGACCUGAGACCCGUCGUCACCAUCACAGGCAAGUCUUCUCACGCAUACCUCCCUUUCCCCCCUUGCUUUCUUGGCCCUGCCGUCUCCCACAUCUUCGAGAUCGUGCAAGCCGGCGAGGUCGCCUUUGGCGUCGUCCCCGUCGAGAACUCGACCAACGGGUCUGUGCUGUUCACACUCGACAAUUUCGCCGACCGCAACGGCCUGUAUCCGGAUAUCUCGGUGUGCGGCGAGAUCUACCUGGACGUUCACCACUUCCUCGUCGGUCACCGCCCCUCCCGCACCAUCGACGACGCCGCCGGCCCCGGCGAUGGCUCCGGCGCCUGCACGCCGACGGCAUCGGACCCGAACCCGCUCAAGCCCCGGACUAAGCCGCUCUGCAGCCUCAAGCACGUUCGGCGCCUGUACUCUCACCCGCAAGCCUGGGGCCAGUGCGUUGCCUUCCUGCAGACCUACCUCAAGGGCAUCGAGGCCAUCGACGUCAGCUCCACGAGCCGCGCCGCCGAGCUCGUCGCCGCCGACGAGUCGGGCACCAGCGCCGCCAUCUCGAGCGAGAUCGCCGCCCGCAUGCACGGCAUCGACGUGCUGGCCCGCAGCAUCGAGGACCGUGAGGACAACACGACCCGCUUUUUCAUCAUCCGCAAGGAGGGCGGUCCCCGGACCAAGCUGCCUGGCCACUGCGAAGGCAAGCGGGGCAGGACCAAGUCCAUGGUGUCAUUCACGGUGCCGCAUGAGGGGCCCGGCGCGCUCGCCGACGUGCUUGACUGCUUCCGUCGGUACAAACUCGACCUCACAAGCAUCAACAGCCGGCCGAGCCUGACGGCGCCGUUCAACUACGUCUUCUUCGUCGAGUUCGCGGGGCACAGGUUCCAGGACCCCGACAGGAGGGUCAAGGGAGCGCUGGAGGGAGUAGCCCGGGUGGCAGAGAACUGGCGGUGGCUAGGGAGCUGGGAGGACCAACGGUCGUGA
This is a messenger RNA of Colletotrichum graminicola M1.001, 1107 nucleotides long. Its product is annotated as prephenate dehydratase. The coding region runs from base 1 to 1107 and encodes 368 amino acids. The transcript has 3 exons. The record is from RefSeq and is a predicted model, not a curated record. Gene Ontology annotation, molecular function: prephenate dehydratase activity; chorismate mutase activity. Gene Ontology annotation, biological process: L-phenylalanine biosynthetic process. NCBI's taxonomy places the organism in Eukaryota, Fungi, Ascomycota, Sordariomycetes, Glomerellales, Glomerellaceae. Gene Ontology annotation, cellular component: cytoplasm.